CUACCAUCGAGAAAUUCGUAAAUCAAAGUGGUCUAAUAUGCUUCUGCGUCUAAGCGUAAGUCAUACAGAGCGUACCAUUUAAAACGUCAACAGGAUCGCAAUCUGUAACCCGCGGCAGUAGUCAAAAUCACCCUGGUUGCCAGACCACUGCUCACGGCAGGUCAGUACGAACACGGAAUGUUCACGAUCAGUACAGCGGUUCAUGACAACAAAGCACCGACUGGAAACAACAAAUUUCUUGCGUUCAUCGAACGACAAAACAACUGAAACUGAGGCCGAACCCAUUUCAUUUACAACAAUAGGACAGUGAAGAAUAAUAAUUCAAUAUUGCCAUUGGUUUCAUCGUUUUGUGGGUCAACGCGUUCAUUCAGAUACAGUUGCGGUUUCUUUGUAUCGUAACUUGAAACAAUGAAACUUUUAUAUAUCGUUUUCGUGACUGUCAUAUUGUCACGUUGUAAUUGUGAGGAUGUACGAAUGAUGUGUCCAGGUGAAAAUGUGAGUGCUUUUGAUUUUACUUGUACAGGAAGAAGUGAUUGUGAUUGGGAACCAAGAAACUUCACCUGGAUGAAUCUGAAUCAAGAUACAGGGAAAGUUACGCUUCAGUUCAGGGCAUUUGACAGAUUAUGCAAAGGAGACUAUUAUUUUAUUCUGCAGGCAUUUGAGAAUGUAACAAAAGACGAAUGUAAAGGGAUUGUUUUUGGACACUCACAUGUUGCAGAAGAUGAAUGUGGUGUCCUUGCCUCGGCUCAUUCAGUAAGAAAGGGCAGGGUCAAAGAAGGAAACCUAUCAAACAACAUUUUUCCAAACUGUGAAAAGACAUUGAAUAUAACAUUUAAUUUGAUAUACAGAGGCUGCUAUAGAUUACAAAUUGAGAAAGAAUAUAAUGGGGAAGUGCAAAUGUUUUGCUCAUCACCUGUAUUCUUAGACACCAAAUUCACGAAGGAGAAUAUUUUCAAAAGAAAUGACUUGAUUAUCAUUUCUGCGUAUAAUUCAAAACUCAAUCGCAUGGAGCAUACUGUAAGCGGUAUCAGUGGAAUGCAUGUUUCGCUAAUGGAACUUACAGCAGGGGCAUGUCAACCAGAAGAAAGCUGUGAUGCUUGUACUACAAAUGGAAUACUCAAUGUGUGGUUGAUGGGUCAUAAUUUGGCCGGAGAGUUUAAAUGUAUGAAAGGAAACACCUCUUCAAAUUGUUCAUUGAUAGGAGGGAAUGAGAUAAAGUGCGUAACGGAGAAUGUCGAUAAUCGACCUCAGUGUAUGUGGGUAAAACUUUAUUCUCAUCCAUGUAGAGGCAAUGGAGUUUGGCACAAUACUGCUAUAAAUAAUCAUAAUCAUUGGUGUCAGUGGAAUAGCCCUCCUGGUAAUGUAAAUCCAGUGAUUGAGAUGCCUGCAUUAGUUGAAAGUGAUCAUUGUGAAGUAAUAAUAUUUGCAUCAGUAAUUGCCUCCAUUUUGGUAGUUUGUUUAUUCAUAAUGGUAGUCAUCUUGAGAAAGAAGCUUUUGAAAUGCUUGCAUUAUGCACCUGUACAACAUCAACAACAACAAUUACAACAAUUUGAGCCUGUAUUGCCACAAGUACUUCUUCUAUAUCCUCGUGACUGUGAACCAUUUAUGAAGCUGAUGGUGACUCUGAGAAAUAUGUUACGAGAAGUAAUGAAAUGUAAGGUAUACGACUGUUUCGAUCACACGCUUGCAGAAGAAAUAGCAACUGGUGCAGCUGAGUGGCUGAACAGACAUCUAGAAUGUGAUAACAUGAAAAUUGUGGUCAUAGAGAGCGAGUGUGCAGUUUUGCAUCAGAAGGCACUUUUCCAAGGCAUUAGAGUUUUCUACCAAAAUCCAGCAUGGCUAGAUGAUAUCUUCAUACAUGGGCUGAAGGAAUUAGCAAAUGAUAAAAGAAGCAAUCAGUAUAAUAGGUUUUUUGUUGUUUGUGUUCAUGGAUUUACUGAUGAAAAUAAUGGGUUGAGCAUCAUAACCUCAAAUACCAGAUAUGUAAUACCACAGCACAUCAAAGAGCUGAUGACCAGUUUGUACAGGCAGCCAGACCUUGAAUACACUGAGCAUCUGCAUGCAAUUUUGAAAGACAUCCAAGCCCUGGCAGAGUAUAAAGUAAAUAAUAUGGAUUAUAUGAACCAGCUGUUGAUAAGAGCAGACUGAAAUAUCAAAGCCUUCUUCUUCCCCUCUCCCCUAUUACAGACACAUUUAUUGCAGUAUUAUAUAGCAGUGUCUUAAUCUAUAUGUAUGAUUUGACUUCAUGUAAGUUUUAAUUUUUAAAUGUUUUAAAAUCAUCAGACGUGUUGUAAAAUGUCCAGACUUGAAUAAGGGAUGCAGAAAUAAUGGAGUCAAUGUUGUUGCUUACUACAUGGAAGACUUAUUAAUUACGCACAAACAUUUAUGUAUAAUAAAAGACUGAUAUUGUUAUGA
Molecule: messenger RNA, 2415 nt
Organism: Zootermopsis nevadensis
Lineage: Eukaryota; Metazoa; Arthropoda; Insecta; Blattodea; Termopsidae
Molecular function (GO): interleukin-17 receptor activity
Source: RefSeq, a predicted model, not a curated record